CUUCUUUCCUCCUCACAACGCUUUUCCUCCUUCAUUCGUCUGCCGAGCCAUGAACAUGGACGCACACAUACACACACUCUUCUUAUUAACGGUGCUGAGGUUCUCCACAUACAAUGGGUUCCUGAUCAGACACACAAGUAAAGAUGUGUGUGUGACAGUUCAGCGUGGCGGAGUUGUGGUUCUGAAGAAGUGUGAUGUAAGGAACCCAUCUCAGGACUGGACCUGGACAGCAGACAGGAAGCUGAAAUUCACUCGGUCGGAUCAGUGUCUGUGGGUGAACAUGAACAUGCCCUCUCACGCCUCCCGGGUGAAGACACGCCCCUGUAGCUCCGCCCCUACCUGGAAGUGUUAUGAUGAGUUUGGGACCUUUGGGUUGGAGAUGUUCCCUCUGUUCCUAAAGAAACUAGGUACCUGGCCUGUAGUCCGGCUCGGACCCAAACACUCCAAUUGGACCCGGCACACUGGGCACAAUGUGGAGCUGACACACCUUUGCUCCAACACAGGUCCUUCAACAAUGACGAUUCCCAUCACAUUCCAAAACACAGUUAGAUCCAGAACCAAAAGGACCGGGACCACUGGUAGCUUUAAUAAAGACGAACUUACUCACACAGCUGGAUCAGGACUUCAUAACGUGGAGAAACAGGAAGAUGAGGUGUCUGUCACUCAUCUCCCUUCUGAAAUGAGAGAUGUGACAAAUAAUGUCACGGCUGUUUCAAAUUUCCUGAAGGACACACGCAGGAGCACUUCACAGUUUACACGUAAUCCCACUGAGAGGCGCAAUUCAAUAACAUCACUUCCUGCCGUGAAAGAAACGACACAGUUCAGAUUUCAAACUGCACCAAACUCCUCCAAAUCCUCCAACGCCUUCUCGUCCUCCAGUCACUCAUCCACUGCUUCUUCUCUCCUCUCAACACCAAUAACUGAAAUUUCAACACAAACGCUUUUAGCAUCCAAGACUCUCAAAUCUGUAAAACACAAGAAAACACAGCCACGUACCACAGGGAGCCAACGCUCAAUAACACCUCAAGCAGUUGCAAGGAAAACUCAAACACCAAGCACGAGAACUUCACCCACAACUGCACACAGAGUGAGAACAGCUGCCCCAACAGUGAGUGAAGCACUGAGUGAAAGCACAUUUACUGCAGCCUCAACAUCAUCUCCUCAAACAACCACAACCGCCCCUGAAUAUCAAACCUCUACCAUAUUCACAACUGCCCCUGUGACUACAGACGCUACAACCACAAAUGCACUGGUACCUAAAUCUAUUAGGACAACUAGUUCUAAAAGGGUAUCUACACCCAGGUCUGUAAGUACGGUAACUGGAGCUACUGCAACACCUUAUAUUACAACUGCAGCUCCAAAUACAACUGCCCCUGGCGCUAAAUCAGAUUCAACUACCACUUUAAAUGCUUUAGCCACAACUACUACUGCCCCUAUAGCAACUAGACCUGUAACCAAAUCUUCUAGUUCCAACACAAUUAUCCCUAUUAAUAAAGCUCGAAGGGUAGCUACAUCUACUCCAGCUAUUUCUAUAUCUCUAAAUACAACUUUACCUAAAACUGCCCCACUAACUACAGCUACUGAGGGAACUACAAUUGCCCCAAUGACUACAACUGAUGAGACUAUAUUUUCCCCAAUAAUUACAACUUCUACAGCAAGUACAACUGCCCCAAUACCGAUAACUAAUAAGUUGAUUACAACUGCCCCAAUAAAUACAGCUACUGAGGCCAAUACUACUGCCCUGAUAACUAUAACUAAUGAAAAAACUACAGCUGCCCCAAUAAUGUCUACUAGAACUACAAAAGCAACUACAAUAGCUGAGAGUCUAACUACUGAACUCCCAACAACAACCACUCCAACUACUACAGUGACCCACACCACAUUCUCCACCUCCAGCACCCCUCAGCUUGAAACCACAGAGAAAGGGGUCAGGUGUGUGGUGAACCAAACUGAAGCCAUCUCUAACACAUUCUCCUCCGUGAUUAAGUUCAGAUCAGCAGGACAGGUCUGUGUUUUCACUUUGAUCAACCGUGAGACUGGAUCUCAGUUAACCAAAUGCUCUCAGAUCCAAACCGACAAUGACAGAUUCACCUGUAAGGUAUCAGAUCUGCAACCUGGCACUGUUUAUCAUUUUGGAAUAAUUUCCCAAACUGAUGGAGAGCAUUUCAACAUUUCACUUCAGACUGAUCCAGCUCAGCCCUUAGGUCUUCAGAUUACUCCAGAUUAUUCCCAGGGUCCUGGAUUGUGGAUAAAAUGGCUCCGAUCUCCAGGACAUGUUGAGCGGUAUGAGUUGGUACUGUCAAAUACAGAUUUUGAGGAGAGAAAAAAUAUUUCAGGAGAUGCUGAGACACACUCCAGCUUCACCAACCUUAUCCCAGGAACACGCUACACAAUCCACCUAGUGGCCAAAUCUGGGAAUAGAACAUCUCCAGCCGCUACAGGAAAUGCUGUGAUAGCUCCAUCUGCAGUAAGCAGUCUGAGAGUCUCCGCCUCCUCUACCAACAUCAGCGUUUCCUGGCGGCCAGGGAGUGGACACAGUGAGGCAUUCUGGGUAAUGCUGAGUCAUGAAGAUGUACUGAUCCGGAGAUUGACAUUUAAAAGCACGGUGACAUCCUGCACUCUGGGAGACCUUAUUCCAGGAACGCUGUAUACAGUCACUGUGGUCACAGAAGCGUUUGGGAAAAAACAAAAUGCAAUAAAAGACAUUCAGACAGUUCCUGCUCCUGUAACUGAACUAAAACUGGAGAAUGGCGGCAGUGAGGACUCGUUAAACACAUCCUGGACUCCUGCAGAAGGAAAAGUGGAUGAAUACCAGAUUAUUUUAAAUUGCUCUUCCUUCUCCACUGGACAGAAAUAUGUGCUCCUUCCCAACACGUCCCAUUGGCUUUUUAAAGGACUGACACCUGGACGGGCCUAUCAGGUGUCAGUCAGGACUAAGAGUGGGAAUCUCAGCACUGAGACUAAAGCCACAGGUAGAACAGUUCCUGCUCCUGUAACUGAUCUAAAACUGGAGAACGAUGGCAGUGAGGACUCAUUACACACAUCCUGGACUCCCGCAAAAGGAGAAGUGGAUGAAUACCUGAUCAUUUUAACUUCCUCUUCCAAUGAAGAGAAAGCUGUGCUCCUCCCAAACACGUCCCAUUGGCUCUUUAAAGGACUGACACCUGGACGGGCCUAUCAGGUGUCAGUCAGGACUAAGAGUGGGAAUCUCAGCACUGAGACUAAAGCCACAGGUAGAACAGUUCCUGCUCCUGUAACUGAUCUAAAACUGGAGAACGAUGGCAGUGGGGACUCGUUAAAAACCUCCUGGACUCCCGCAAAAGGAGAAGUGGAUGAAUACCUGAUCAUUUUAACUUCCUCUUCCAAUGAAGAGGAAGUUGUUCUCCUCCCCAACGCGUCCAAUUGGCUCUUUAAAGGACUGACACCUGGACGGGCCUAUCAGGUGUCAAUCAGGACUAAGAGUGGGGAACUCAGCACUGAGACUAAAGCCACAGGUAGAACAGUUCCUGCUCCUGUAACUGAGCUAAAACUGGAGAACGAUGGCAGUGAGGACUCUUUACACACAUCUUGGACUCCUGCAAAAGGAGAAGUGGAUGAAUACCUGAUCAUUUUAACUUCCUCUUCCACUAAACAGGAAGCUGUGCUCCUCCCUAACACGUCCCAUUGGCUCUUUAAAGGACUGACACCUGGACGGGCCUAUCAGGUGUCAGUCAGGACUAAGAGUGGGAAUCUCAGCACUGAGACUAAAGCCACAGGUAGAACAGUUCCUGCUCCUGUAACUGAUCUAAAACUGGAGAACGAUGGCAGUGAGGACUCAUUAAAAACCUCUUGGACUCUUGCAAAAGGAGAAAUGGAUGAAUAUCUGAUCAUUUUAACUUCCUCUUUCACUGAAGAGAAAGUUGUGCUCCUCGCUAACACAUCCAAUUGGCUCUUUAAAGGACUGACACCUGGACGGGCCUAUCAUGUGUCAGUCAGGACUAAGAGUGGGAAUCUCAGCACUGAGACUAAAGCCACAGGUAGAACAGUUCCUGCUUCUGUAACUGAUCUAAAACUGGAGAACGAUGGCAGUGAGGACUCGUUAAAAACCUCCUGGACUCCUGCAAAAGGAGAAGUGGAUAAAUACCUGAUGAUUUUAACUUCCUCUUCCAAUGAAGAGAAAGUUGUUCUCCUCCCCAACACGUCCAAUUGGCUCUUUAAAGGACUGACACCUGGACGGGCCUAUCAGGUGUCAAUCAGGACUAAGAGUGGGAAUCUCAGCACUGAGACUAAAGCCACAGGUAGAACAGUUCCUGCUCCUGUAACUGACCUAAAACUGGAGAAUGACGGCAGUCAGGACUCGUUAAAAACCUCCUGGACUCCUGCAAAAGGAGAAGUGGAUAAAUACCUGAUCAUUUUAACUUCUUCUUCCAAUGAAGAGAAAGUUGUGCUCCUCCCCAACACGUCCAAUUGGCUCUUUAAAGGACUGACACCUGGACGGGCCUAUCAGGUGUCAAUCAGGACUAAGAGUGGGAAUCUCAGCACUGAGACUAAAGCCACAGGUAGAACAGUUCCUGCUCCUGUAACUGAACUAAAACUGGAGAACGAUGGUAGUGAGGACUCAUUAAACAUCUCCUGGAUUCCUGCAAAAGGAGAAGUGGAUAAAUACCUGAUCAUUUUAACUUCGUCUUCCAAUGAAGAGAAAGUUGUGCUCCUCCCCAACAUGUCCAAUUGGCUCUUUAAAGGACUGACACCUGGACGGGCCUAUCAGGUGUCAGUCAGGACUAAGAGUGGGGAACUCAGCAUUGAGACUAAAGCCACAAGUAGAACAGUUCCUGCUCCUGUAACUGAUCUAAAACUGGAGAACGAUGGCAGUGGGGACUCGUUAAAAACCUCCUGGACUCCUGCAGAAGGAGAAGUGGAUAAAUACCUGAUCAUUUUAACUUCCUCUUCCACUAAACAGGAAGCUGUGCUCCUUCCCAACACGUCCCAUUGGCUCUUUAAAGGACUGACACCUGGACGGGCCUAUCAGGUGUCAAUCAGGACUAAAAGUGGGAAUCUAAGCACUGAGACUAAAGCCACAGGUAGAACAGUUCCUGCUCCUGUAACUGAUCUAAAACUGGAGAACGAUGGCAGUGGGGACUCAUUAAAAACCUCCUGGACUCCUGCAAAAGGAGAAGUGAAUGAAUACCUGAUAAUUUUAACUUCCUCUUCCACUAAACAGGAAGUUGUGCUCCUCCCCAACAUGUCCAAUUGGCUCUUUAAAGGACUGACACCUGGACGGGCCUAUCAGGUUUUAGUCAGGACUAAGAGUGGGAAUUUCAGCACUGAGACUAAAGCCACAGGUAGAACAGUUCCUGCUCCUGUAACUGAUCUAAAACUGGAGAACGAUGGCAGUGGGGACUCAUUAAAAACCUCCUGGACUCCUGCAAAAGGAGAAGUGGAUAAAUACCUGAUGAUUUUAACUUCCUCUUCCAAUGAAGAGAAGGUUGUACUCCUCCCCAACAUGUCCAAUUGGCUCUUUAAAGGACUGACACCUGGACGGGCCUAUCAUGUGUCAGUCAGGACUAAAAGUGGGAAUCUCAGCACUGAGACUAAAGCCAUAGGUAGAACAGUUCCUGCUCCUGUAACUGAGCUAAAACUUGAGAACGACGGCAGUGAGGACUCAUUAAACACCUCCUGGACUCCUGCAAAAGGAGAAGUGAAUGAAUAUCUGAUCAUUUUAACUUCCUCUGACUCUUCCACUAACCAGGAAGCUUUGCUCCUCCCCAACACAUCCAAUUCGCUCUUUGAAGGAUUGACACCUGGACAGGCCUAUCAGGUGUCAGUCAGGACUAAGAGUGGGGAACUCAGCGUUGAGGCUAAAGCCACAGGUAGAACAGUUCCUGCUCCCGUAACUGAACUAAAACUGGAAAACGACGGCAGUGGGGACUCAUUAAACACCUCCUGGAUUCCUGCAAAAGGAGAAGUGGAUGAAUACCUGAUCAUUUUAACUUCCUUUGACUCUUUUACAAAACAGGAAUUUGUGCUCCCCCCCAACACAUCUCAUUGGCUCUUUAAAGGACUGAGACCUGGACAGGCUUAUCAGGUGUCAGUCAGGACUAAGAGUGGGAAUCUCAGCACUGAGACUAAAGCCACAGGUAGAACAGUUCCUGCUUCUGUAACUGAUCUAAAACUGGAGAAUGAUGGCAGUGAGGACUCGUUAAACACAUCCUGGACUCCUGCAGAGGGAGAAGUGGAUAAAUACCUGAUCAUUUUAACUUCCUCUUCCACUAAACAGGAAGCUGUGCUCCUCCCCAACAUGUCCCAUUGGCUCUUUACAGGACUGACACCUGGACGGGCCUAUCAGGUCUCAGUAAGGACUAAGAGUGGGAAUCUCAGCACUGAGACUAAAGCCACAGGUAGAACAGCCCCCGGACGUGUUCAGGAACUUCUUGUCCAUCACAGUGAUGAGUCGUCAGUGUGUGUUCAGUGGCGCCCUCCACAGGGAGAAUGGGAGAAUUACACUGUCUAUCUAACAGAUGUAGGAGGAGCAGUGAAGAAAAGGCAGACGCUAAGCAGAAAGAUAAAUGAGUACAUUUUUCAUGACCUCACUUCUGGAAAACAGUAUAAUAUCACUGUGGAAACACACAGCGGAGACCUGAAUAGCUCCACCUCCAUCACCGCUCACACCACUCCGGCCAGUGUCAGACAGCUGAAUGUCAGUAAUGAGGGCAUGACUGAAUCUCUGCGUGUAAGCUGGACUAAAGCAGAAGGAGAUGUUGACUUGUACCGCAUACUGCUUAUCGAGAACAGCGUCAUAAUCAGAAAUGAGAGUGUAACAUCACAACAGACAUCACAUAGCUUCCGCAUGCUGAAGAGUGGCACCCCCUACAGGGUGGUGGUGAUCAGCAUGAAGAAUGGUGUGUCCUCCAAACAAAUGGUGUCUGAGGGAUGCACAGUGCCCGCUGCUGUCGACGGCGUCUCGGUUAGUAAUAACGGUCGGACGGAUUACCUCAGCGUGUGGUGGAGACCAGCGCAGGGGGAAGUGGACGAGUACACAGUAACACUUAGUCACCAUGGCAACAUCAUACACACGCACAAGGUCCCCAAGUCCAACUCCGAGUGUGUGUUCAGCUCCUUGGUGUCUGGACGCCUGUACAACAUCAGCGUCAACACACACAGUGGGGUGUACACCAACCGCACCGUGGUACAGGAGAGAACACAGCCAUCUCCUGUGCUCACUCCAUCUGUCACACACAUGGCGCGUGAUGACUCUCUGAAGGUGUACUGGCGACGUCCAACAGGAGAUUUCGACUUCUACCAGAUUGUUGUUAAACACAACAAUAUGAUCCGACACAACACCACAGUUACACACACCCAGGACGAGUGUGUGUUUACUGACCUCGUACCGGGACGCCUGUACACGGUCAUCAUCACCACCUGGAGUGGCAAGUACGAGGCCAGUGUGUCCACUCACGGGAGAACACUCCCCGGUGGUGUGCGUAACCUGACGUUGUUGUCCCAGGGGACAGAGAAGCUGGGCGUGGGCUGGGUGCCAGCUGUAGGUGAUGUGGAUCAUUAUGAGGUUCAGAUCGUGUUUAAUGAUAUAAAGGUGUUUCAUCCGGUGACUCUGAGCAGCAGUACAACGCAGCACGUGCUCUCACUGCUCACGCCCGGACGCCUCUAUAAGAUCACCGUGUCCACCUUCAGCGGUCCAAAUCUCAGUACAUGCUUCAUUGAAGGGAGGACAGUCCCGAGUAAAGUAAAGAACAUCCACGUCAGUAAUGUAGAGGAGACCUCAGGGCUGCGUGUAAACUGGACUCCAUCUCAGGGCGAUGUGGACAGUUACUGCGUUUUUCUGAUUGGCCCAGCUGGAGUAAUGGAGACACGCCCCAUCCCCAAACACAUCCAUGACAUCACCUUCAACUCGUUACAGCCUGGAGAACAAUACAACAUCCGGGUGCAGUCUAUUAGCGGGAAUUUACACAACAACAACACUGUUACAGCUCGCACAGUGCCUUCCCCAGUGGAGUCUGUGCAUGUGGACAGUGAUGUGAGUCUCAGCAGUGUGUGUGUGAGGUGGAGUGCGGGGCGAGGUGUGUGUGACGGAUUCGGGGUGUUACUGCAGGAUGAGAGAGGGAUGCUAUUGAGGAACGUCACACUGCCACCUGUCUCGCUGCAGCACGAGUUCACACAGCUCACGCCCGGCAAGAAGUACCUCAUCCUCAUACACACGCUGAGCGGCGGGAUACAGAGCAGAGUGGCCGUCACAAACACACGCACACUCCCUGCGGCCGUCACCGAUCUGUCCGUCCUGAGCCGCUCAUCCUCAUCGCUGUCUCUGGGCUGGUCUCGACCUGAGGGGGAUUUCGAGAGCCUUGUGGUUUCCCUAAUUGGAGGUAACACCUCUUUACCGAAGGUCCACUGCAAAGGAUCGAACAUAAGGAGCUGCUCCUUCUCUCCUCUUAUACCUGGAACGGAGUACAGAGCUACAGUUAUGACGAAGAGUGCAAAUCUCAGCAACAAUAACACCAUUUAUGCACGCACAGUGCCAGCGGCGGUGUCCUCAGUGUCUGUGGAGAGCAGAAACGAGACAGACACUCUGUUUGUAAGCUGGAAACCCGCGGAAGGUGAAGUGAGUGGAUACACGGUCACCCUGCAUCACGCCAAUCAAUCCAAGCUUGUCGAGGAGAAGCUGAGCGCUAACAACACACAGCUGAAGUUCCUUGAUCUCAUACCAGGACGCCUCUACAUUACUAACAUCACGACACACAGCGCUUACCUCUCCAACACGACUGCCAUCCACGCCAGGACCGCUCCAAAGCCUCCAUCAUCGUUCUCUUAUAGGGUCGUAAACAACACCUUUGUGGAGGUAACAUGGGCGGGGCCAGAUGGCUCAGACUAUGAUGACUUUGAUCUGACGUGGUCUCCGGACGACGCCCUCUCUGUGACUGACCCGCACCAGAACACUUCCUCACACUGCCGCCAGCUGAACGGCCUGUACCCGGGACGACUCUACACACUCCGGCUCCGCACCAUUAGCAGCAAAGGAGGACACGCUACGUUCAGCCAGCACAACCAAACACUCAUCCGCACCAAGCCUGAGCCGAUCCCAAAUCUUCACUGUCGGCCCUCAAACUCGAUGGCGGUCUGCUGCUCAUGGGGCGCUCCACAGUCAGAGUUUGACUCGUACCAGGUGAACUGUUUCCAUUAUGACUCGGGUGUGUUGGUGAUGUCCAGCCGAAUGCCGGGGAACACCACUGGGUACUACUUCGCAAACCUCGAACCUCACAAACACUACAGGAUCUCCAUCAGAGUCAUCUCUGCCAACGUGAGCAGUGAAGCAGCCGAGGACAGCACCAUCACCAUGAUUGACCGCCCCCCAAUGCCCCCAAUGUCCAUCCGGGUCAGUAAGAGCACCGCCCACAUCACCAAGUCCUCCAUCUUCUUCCGUUUAAACUGCAGCUGGUUCAGUGAUGCUCACGGGGCCGUGCGGUUCAUCAGCAUCAUCGUCGUUGAGUCCGAGGAGAGUGAUAAUGUUCAGCCAGAACAGCGCCACCCGCUGGCCUCGUAUAGGGAUUACAUCAAUAACGCUUCAGUGAAGAUCUAUCAGACCAGAUAUUUCCCCAUCAGGUGUGACGAUGGACUCGACGACUCCACACACACUUUCAACAUCACACUGGGCUCAGGAAUGGGUGCUCUCGGGGGGGAGUGUGAAAACACACCCACAAACACACUCGGCAUGGACACAGAGCACAGCGUCUACUGCGACGGCCCUCUGAAACCCAGCACUGCCUACAGGAUAAGUGUGCGAGCAUUCACACAGCUGUCACCUCCCCUGUUUAGAGACACCUUCCUCUCACAUCCUUUAGUCACUGAACGAGAGCCUCUAGUGGGUGUGAUUGAAGGAGUAAGUGCUGGACUCUUCCUCAUCGUCUCAGUGGUGGGGAUCAUCAUCAUCCUCAUCUGCAGACACAAAACACGCAAAGUUGUACAUGAGCCGAUGGUACGGAUGAGUGUAAGGAGAGAAAGAACAUCAUCAGUUUCAAGAAUCAGAGGAAAUCGAUGCAUCUCAAGUCCGAUUAACAUCCUGAACUUCGAGGUUCAUCUGAGUAAACUGCAGGCAGACUCCAACUACCUGCUGUCUCAGGAAUAUGAGAAUCUGAAGGAAGUGGGUCGGAACCAGCCUCUGGACACUGCGUUACUGCCGGAGAACCGAGGAAAAAAUCGCUACAACAACAUCCUACCAUAUGAUUCAACGCGAGUGAAGCUGUCCUGUGUGGACGAUGACCCGAGUUCGGAUUACAUCAAUGCCAGCUACAUUCCUGGAAAUAACUUCAGGCGUGAGUACAUCGCCACACAGGGACCGCUUCCUGGCACUAAAGAUGAUUUCUGGAAAAUGGUUUGGGAGCAGAACGUUCACAACAUUGUCAUGGUGACGCAGUGUGUGGAGAAGGGACGGGUGAAAUGUGAUCACUACUGGCCAUUUGAUCAGGACCCACUGUAUUAUGGAGAUCUGAUUGUACGGAUGCAGUCUGAGUCGGUUCUACCAGAAUGGACCAUCCGGGAGUUCAAGAUCUGCACUGAGGAUCAGCUGAAUUACUGUAGAACAGUGCGUCAGUUUCACUACACCGUGUGGCCGGAUCACGGCGUUCCUGAAAGCACUCAGUCUCUGGUGCAAUUUGUUCGCACUGUGAGAGAUUACAUUAACAGAACCCCGGGCUCUGGACCUUCCAUCAUUCACUGCAGUGCUGGAGUGGGCCGAACUGGAACCUUUAUUGUUCUGGACCGGGUUCUGCAGCAGUUAAACACUAAAGACACAGUGGACAUUUAUGGCGCAGUGUUUGACCUGAGGCUGCAUCGCUCACAUAUGGUGCAGACCGAGAGUCAGUACAUAUACCUGCACCAUUGUGUACGUGAUGUUCUUCGUGCCAGAAAGUUACGCAGUGAGCAGGAGAGCCCAAUGUACCCCAUCUAUGAGAACGUGGCUCCAGAUAACCACUGGGAUGGAGUGCGCAUGCACCGUUGAAACCCGCAUGGAAGGAUGACGACUUUACUUUUGAGACACUGAAUUUAAAAUAUAGUUAUUAACUUUAUUUUUAUAAAGUAUGUGUAAGUAUGUUAUAAACACUGGUUAUACUGUUUAUAAAUUUAGUUCAUAAGCUACUGUACAGGACGGAGUGAAUGUUAACAUACACAGAUAAAGACUUCUAUUGCAGGAUGUUAUGUAGUGUGAUGCUGUAAUAUUUGUGAAAGAUUUAGAAUUUGAUUUAAGUUUUCAUAAAGUAUACAUAUUAGUAUGAUAUUGAAUUACAAAUUAGUUUUAUGAUUUUAAAAUAUAAAUUGAAAAGAAAAAAUAAAGUUUAUAAUUUAUGCUGUAUAUGACAUCAGCUAUGAUCUUAGAGAAGUGACAGUUACUGAUCAUCAAUCUGGGGUUAUAAGGUCGUCUCCUAACGCCAUCAUUGGAAAACCGACCGAUCAGCAUUAAGGAGGAUUAUUUACAAAUGGAGAGGCUUAAUGACAGUCACCUAUCUUUAACAACAGACACGUAAAACGUCUGAUUACAUUUUUACAUAUAUAACUGAUGAGCAUGACAGUGGUGAUGGCAAGGAUGAAACAGUGACUAGGAGAAAGAAAUCGGUGAAAGAACAGUGACUGUUCAGAAAUUUUAAGAGGAACUCAACCCAAAAGUGAAACCUUCUUAAUUUCCUGUGAUUCAGGAUCAGAAAGAGCUUUACUGCGGAGUAGGGUUGGGUAUCGUUU
Messenger RNA from Clarias gariepinus (North African catfish), 11721 nucleotides. Its product is annotated as receptor-type tyrosine-protein phosphatase beta-like. Lineage: Eukaryota; Metazoa; Chordata; Actinopteri; Siluriformes; Clariidae. Bases 50 to 10987 code for a protein of 3645 amino acids. Gene Ontology annotation, biological process: angiogenesis; protein dephosphorylation. Gene Ontology annotation, molecular function: protein tyrosine phosphatase activity; cadherin binding. The transcript has 46 exons. The record is from RefSeq and is a predicted model, not a curated record.